AUUAAAUUAUUUAACAAUAAUUAACAAUAAAAAUUAUUAAAAAUGGCAUUCAAACAAGUUUGUGCUUCAUUGUUGGUAGCAGUUGUUUGUUGUACCAUGGCUCAACCAUUAAGCUAUUUAUCAGACAAUCAAAAUGGUUCACCAUUCUCCAACCAAGGUUCACUUACUUACUUAAAUGAUAAUCAAGUGCAAUCUGUGUAUCCAAUUCAGUCUGGACCAGUCAACUACAUUAACAACAUUGGAAAUCCACAAAUCCAAACUAUUGGUGCAUAUCCAAAUGUAAUUAGCAGUGUUGGACUCAUUGGAAACAAUGGACUUGGUGGUUCCAACAUCAUAAACAACGUAAACAGUGGUUUAUCAACUGUUCAAUAUCCUGGUUAUGCACAGACAUUACCAGUUAACCAAAUUGUAAGCUACCCAAAUGUUCAAUCAGUUGUUGGAGGUUCUCAAAUCCAAACCAUUUCUUCAUAUCCAAAUGCAAUCAACAGUGUUGGAAUCGUUGGAAAUAAUGGAUUAGGGUCCAACAUCAUCAAUAACGUAAACAACGGUUUAUUAUCUCCACAAUACUCCACCAUUUCCCAGACUUUACCAGUUUACAAUCAAGUUGUAAGCUAUCCAAGUGUUCAACAAGUUUUGCCAGCUCAAUAUGCUGUUCAACAACCAUCAGUUAUUGGAGGAUCAGUAGGAUACCCAAAUAAUAAUCAAAUUACCAACAACCAAGUUGCUCCAGUAGAAGUCAACAUUAGUGGCAAUCCAGGCAAUUUUGGUAGACCAUGCAUCUUAUAAAAUGUUAAGUGCGAGAAAAAC
Messenger RNA from Chrysoperla carnea, 807 nucleotides. RefSeq lists its product as uncharacterized. NCBI's taxonomy places the organism in Eukaryota, Metazoa, Arthropoda, Insecta, Neuroptera, Chrysopidae. The record is from RefSeq and is a predicted model, not a curated record. The transcript has 4 exons. Bases 43 to 786 code for a protein of 247 amino acids.